AUGCAAGUUGGAAUACACGAACAGUUACUCAAAUUCCUUGAUAAUCGUCACAAAAGCGUCCGAAACGGCCAUGCUAUCUUUGCUUGGAACAAUUGCGCAGGCGUGAAGGUUAAACCUCUGUCUCCCAGGAAUUUUUUUCCUCCCCAAAAACAUCCACCUUGA
This is a messenger RNA of Paraglomus brasilianum, 162 nucleotides long. The record is from the annotation of a GenBank genome assembly. Lineage: Eukaryota; Fungi; Glomeromycota; Glomeromycetes; Paraglomerales; Paraglomeraceae.